ACACUAACCAGACAAAGACCUAGACCACGGUCUCGAACGUCUCAAUCGUCCAGGAGUUUUCCACCAGAAACACCAAUCACUCCUUCUUCGCCGGAAGAAGAAGAAGUAUUCUUUGAAAAGCCUACGCCGUUUUUUCCACACACUCCCGAAGCUGGUGGUGACACAGUCGAUAGAGGAGAAUCUAAUCAACCCAUUCCUAGAGACAGAAUCAGAUAUGCAGAACCACCCUCAGGAGGUUGGAGAAUAAGGGAUUCUGAUGAUGUAGUGUUGAGACAUGGACAUAGUCGACCUAAUAUAGGAGGGUCACGAAUACCGUCUAAUAUGUUCGACAGAGUUUUGGAUAAUUCAGACAGAAGGCAAUAUGGAAUGGGAUGGGCUGGUAAAAUGUUUGGCCGAUCCUUCAGGAAAUCAGUAACACAGGAUAUGAAAAUACAAGAACAACUUGAUGACAUGGAAGACCAUCGACCUAUGUUCACAUAUUGGGUAACUACUGUACAAAUUUUAGUACUGUUCAUCUCUAUAUUUUGUUACGGAUUUGGACAAUUUGGAGUAGAUCUUCAGUCUAAAUCUUCGCAAGUUUUAGUGACAAGCUUAUCUCUACAACAAGUAGACUAUAUGGAACCAGCCAAUUUCUGGUUGGGUCCAAGAGCUGGUGAUUUAAUACAUCUCGGAGCUAAAUUCGCGCCCUGCAUGAGAAUCGACAAUAAAAUCAAGAAAGAAAUUGAAAAAAUUCAAGCGAAGGAACGAGAGACGGCGUGCUGUAUAAGGAACGACGAUUCAGGAUGUGUACAAUCUUCCCAAGCUGACUGCUCGGUAAGAAUCAUUUUCUUUAAUUACAGAAACUUGGAAAAAAUAAAUCUCUAUACUUUAGCGCGUCUCUGAAUCAUUAUAUUAGUA
This is a messenger RNA of Leptinotarsa decemlineata (Colorado potato beetle), 897 nucleotides long. RefSeq names its product rhomboid-5 (gene rho-5). Gene Ontology annotation, biological process: regulation of epidermal growth factor receptor signaling pathway; regulation of protein secretion. NCBI's taxonomy places the organism in Eukaryota, Metazoa, Arthropoda, Insecta, Coleoptera, Chrysomelidae. Gene Ontology annotation, cellular component: endoplasmic reticulum membrane. Gene Ontology annotation, molecular function: serine-type endopeptidase activity. The record is from RefSeq and is a predicted model, not a curated record.